UGCCGCAUCCAUGCAAAGGAUGUAGUCAUGUAGACCCUAUUAUAUAUACAUCAUGUAUAUAUAUAGAUAUGAUCGACUCUUGAACUCAUUUUUGUUCUAAACUAUCUCUCUCUCUCUCUCUCUCUCCACGCACACUACGCAUAUAUAGAAACGUUCGGAUCAAUAGAAGGAAGCACAUUGUUGAUUCAUGGAUGUCGAAAAGCUAUGGAACCAUACAAAGAAAGACUCCAUCUUUCAAAAUACUCAUUUCUCUUCUUCUUCAAAACCCUUUUUCACAAGAAGCUUCUCAACCAAAGAUUCAUCUUCUCCUUCUUCUUCAAACCCCAUUUUCACAAGAAGCUUCUCAACAAAAGCUUCAUCUUCUCAUCCUUCAUCAUCCAAAUCCCAUUUCAUGAGAAGCUUCUCAACUAAACCUUCGUCUUCGUCGUCUUCUUGUUCUUCGGAGCCCGUUUUCAGACGGAGUUUCUCAGCAAAGCCCAAAGAUUCGAAGUCUUUGCUCAUGUCUAGAAGCUGUUCCACGAAAUCUUCAGCUGAUCAUUUCUCUUCCAAGUCUUCUUUAGAUCUCUCUAGAAGCUUGUCUCAUAAAGGAGCUUCGGUGACGCGAAAAUGCUUGAAAGUGGCGAAAGAGCAUAAGUCCCGGUUCUACAUAAUCAAACGCUGCGUUUUCAUGCUCGUUUGCUGGCACAAACAUUCUUGAGAGUCAUUUGCAUUGGAUCCAGACAUAGAAGAAAAAUCUUUGUGGAAGCAAAAAAGAAUACAUAUAUGGGUUGCCAUAUAUAUGUUGAAGUUCUUUUAUAUUCACUAUAUACAUUGUCCACCGAUUAACUUCAAACACUUAUAAAUGAACUUGAUUGUAAAGAAAAGCAACCGAAUGG
Messenger RNA from Camelina sativa (false flax), 875 nucleotides. The record is from RefSeq and is a predicted model, not a curated record. NCBI's taxonomy places the organism in Eukaryota, Viridiplantae, Streptophyta, Magnoliopsida, Brassicales, Brassicaceae.